Molecule: messenger RNA, 690 nt
Organism: Trichoderma gamsii
Lineage: Eukaryota; Fungi; Ascomycota; Sordariomycetes; Hypocreales; Hypocreaceae
Exons: 2
Coding region: 1-690 (229 amino acids)
Source: RefSeq, a predicted model, not a curated record
AUGGGAGCUGAAGCAGAGUUUAGGCCUGCGAUCAUCGUGGUUGAUUUCCAGGAGGAUUUCUGUCCUCCCAGCGGCUCCCUCGCCGUCCCCCAAGGCCGCUCCAUCGCCCCAACCAUAAACUCCCUCCUCAGCCUCCCCUUCACCAUCAAAAUCGCCACCCGCGACUACCACCCCCCAAACCACGUCUCUUUCGCCUCAAACCACCCAGGCGCCACAGCCUACCAAUCCCAUCACACAAUCGUCCACCCAACAGACCCUUCCAAGAGCGACACCACGCUGCUAUGGCCCACGCACUGCGUCCAGGGCACUCCCGGCGUCGAACUCGUGCCUGAGCUAGAUGUUUCCAAGGUUGAUGCCGUCGUGGACAAGGGCAUGAAUCCGGAUGUGGAGAUGUAUUCUGCUUUUUGGGAUCCGUUCCGCGUGAGCGUGAGUGAGCUGGGUGAGAAGCUGAAGGAGAAGAGGGUGACGGAUGUUUUUGUUGUUGGGCUGGCGGCGGAUUAUUGCGUAAAGGCGACGGCGGAGUCGGCGGUGGAGGAGGGCUAUAGGACGUAUAUUGUUGAAGAGGGCACGAGGGCUGUUAAGAAGGAGGAUUGGGAGGUAGAGGGUAGAAAGGAGGUAGAGAAGAAGGGGAUCAAGAUUGUAAGUGCGGGCGGAGAUGAGAUUCAGAGGGUUAAAGAUCUGGUGGCAUAA